Molecule: messenger RNA, 3941 nt
Organism: Polyodon spathula (Mississippi paddlefish)
Lineage: Eukaryota; Metazoa; Chordata; Actinopteri; Acipenseriformes; Polyodontidae
Product: 1-phosphatidylinositol 4,5-bisphosphate phosphodiesterase eta-1-like
Biological process (GO): lipid metabolic process; phosphatidylinositol-mediated signaling
Molecular function (GO): calcium ion binding; phosphatidylinositol-4,5-bisphosphate phospholipase C activity
Source: RefSeq, a predicted model, not a curated record
GAAGUUUGCGAUUUGAUUCAAGGAUCUUUUGUGAGAGACGUCGUGUGAAGUCAUGAAAACUGCUACAUUUAAUGCGAUUUAUUUUUAUUUAUUUUUUGGUAGAAGUUAUGCAUUACAGAAACAGUCUUCAUGGCAAAUCUUGAAGUUUUUAAAGAUCUCAGCCCGGAGAAAGUCGAGAGAUGCAUGCAUGUUAUGCAGUCUGGGACCCAAAUGGUCAAGCUGAAGAAUGGAUCGAAGAGGCUGGUUUGUCUCUUCUACUUGGACAAGCAUCAGACGUGCAUCAGAUGGAGACCAUCUAGAAAAAGCGAGAAGGCCAAAAUUACCAUUGAUUCUUUGUACAAGGUUACAGAAGGGAGGCAUUCUGGGAUUGUACCUCGCCAUGGCGAAGGGAACUUUGACCCGAGUUGCUGCUUUACUAUCUACCAUGGUAACCAUAUGGAGUCCCUGGAUGUAGUAACCUCCAACCCAGAGGAUGCUCGCACAUGGAUUACUGGCCUCAAGUACUUGAUGGCUGGAAUAAGUGGCGAGGAUUUACUUUCCAAGAGACAGCGAACCCACGACCAAUGGAUGAAACAAACCUUUGAGGAAGCUGACAAGAACAGGGAUGGGCUGCUCUAUAUCGAAGAGGUCUAUCAGUUGUUAAAUAAAAUGAAUGUCAAUCUGCCACGAAGGAAAGUCAGACAGAUGUUUCAAGAGGCCAACACUGAUGAGCACCAGGGAACUUUGACCUUUGAGGAGUUCUGCGUUUUUUAUAGGAUGUUGUCACUCCGAAGGGAUAUAUUCUUAUUGUUCAUGUGUUUUAGUGAUAAAAAGAAUCAUCUCACCGUUGAGGAACUCGCUCACUUCCUCAAGACGGAACAGAAGGUCUUCUUUCCCUCACGUUUGAGCAAUGUGAUGACAGAAUAUUGUUUGGAUGUUGUUGAUAAGUUUGAAGUCUCCGAAGAAAACAAAAAGAAAGAUGUGUUGGGGAUAGAAGGGUUUACCCUUUUCAUGCGUAGCCCUGCCUGUGAUAUAUUCAACCCUUUGCACCACGAGGUGAACCAAGACAUGGACCAGCCACUGUGUAACUACUUCAUCGCUUCAUCCCACAACACCUACCUGACCGGCGACCAGAUGCUGUCUCAUUCCAAGACCGAUAUGUAUGCCUGGGUCCUUCAGUCUGGCUGUCGCUGCGUUGAGGUCGACUGUUGGAAUGGCCCAGAUGGUGAGCCAGUGGUACAUCACGGAUACACACUGACGUCCAAGAUCUCUUUCAAAGAUGUCAUUGAAACAAUCAACAAAUACGCCUUCGUGAACAAUGAGUAUGGGAAAAGACUGCCCCCAUACCUUGCUGCUGAGGCCGAGGAAGGAGACGUUUCGGAUGACGACAGCGCUGAUGAAAUAGAAGAUGACUUCAAAUUAAAACACAGCAGUAGCAACAAAGCAACCAAACACCAGGUGGAAUCCUGCAUCAGGAAGAAGCUAGACUCCUUGCUGAAAGUAAAAAUUGGGGAUAAGGAGGAUUCAGAGAGCUUUACCAUUAGGGCUCUAUUAAAAGCCACACACGAAAGCUUGCACAUGAAUCUUAAACAGAAUUCGAACAUCAAAGAAGGUGGAAAGAAAUCCCAAAGCCGCUCCUUUAUCAGCAAUUUUUCAAAACAUAAGAAAAAUGGAAGGUCGAGAUCCAAGUCUCAGAGCAUGGAGGGAGAUGAAGAAGGACAGCAUGAUGCUUCGGGGAAAGAUGGGGGGCUGCUUCACAGGUUAGGUAGGCGCAGGAAAACAAUUAAGCUGAGCCGGGAGCUCUCUGAGCUAGUGGUUUUUACAAACUCUGUGGCCUCCCAGGACGUUCUCAAGGAAGGCACUGCUGGGAAUGUGCUGUCAUUUAGCGAGACAAGAGCCCACCAACUGGUGAAUCAAAAGCCUGAACAGUUUAUCUUGUUUAACCAGAAAGAGCUGUCCAGAAUCUAUCCCUCAGCAUAUAGGGUAGACUCCAGCAAUUUCAACCCACAGGCUCACUGGAACAUUGGAUGCCAGCUAGUGGCUUUAAAUUACCAGACAGAAGGGUGUAUGAUGCAGCUUAACCGGGCUAAAUUCCUGGUGAACGGGAACACUGGCUAUGUCCUCAAACCUCAGCCAAUGUGCAAAGGUACAUUCAAUCCAUUCUCUGAAUAUCCUCUCCCUCCUUAUACCAAGAAACAACUUGUUCUAAAAAUCAUCAGUGGACAGCAGUUGCCUAAACCCCCCAACUCCAUGCUAGGGGAUAGAGGAGAGAUAAUUGAUUCCUUUGUUGAAGUAGAGAUCAUUGGUUUGCCAUUGGACUGCUGCAAAGAACAGUCCAGAGUUGUUGAUGAUAAUGGAUUCAACCCUGUUUGGGAGGAGACAAUAACUUUCACCCUUCACUUGCCCGAGCUGGCUUUAGUUCGUUUUCUGUGCUCGGGCAGUGACCAUGUACUGCACCGCACAGCCAGCGCUCCUGCAAAGGGCCACAAAAAGAACAAAAUGGGUUUCACUGAAGUCAGCAAUGACAUAAAGGAGAAUGAACCUGACACUCUGAGUCUGGAGCUGCCUGGGAAAAGCAAGACCAACAACAUGCCGACAUGUCCAUACACCCCAGACAAGAAAAUACUGAAGCAAGCUGGGUUCCCCUGGAGACUCACAGGUUAUAUAACCAUGCUGCUUCUGUCCAUCUCCAGCACCUUUUUCACUGAAAUACUGUUGUCUGCCUUUUACUCCUGCAUCACAUCACCACUACACUUGUUCCCCUUACCAGCCACUUUGCCACACCCUGCCAUGAAGGAAAGAAUGUGGAUGGCUUCUCUUACCAGCAGGCCGCAGUCUGCCGAUCCUUUAACAGAACAGCUGCGUAAACUUGUAUCCUUCGAACAGGAAGAGAGGAUCCCACCCAUGCCCGUCAUUCAGGUGAAGGACGAUGAAGAAGACUCCCCAAAGAUGCUGUCUAGAAAGCUGUCAUCCCAUAGCCAGAGCAGAGUCCGUCACAUCGCCAGCCGAGCCAGGGAAAGGCAGGAAGCCAGCAAGCAAACACUUCCCAACAGCUGCAGCACAGCCAGCGUAGUUCUGCAUAACAGGUCCCCGGCUCAGCACUCUACUGUUAACAGACAUUCCACAGGUUCCUACAUUGCUGGAUACCUAAACCAUAUUAAUGGUGCAGAGCUGGUAGACCCGGGCUUGACUGAAGCAGCCUGCACAUAAUUACGUUAUGGCUAUAAUGAUCAUUUUUAUGCUGAAGACUCCAAUUCUGGCCCUACCUAAGAGCCAGAGAUAUAUUUCUUACUGCGACUGUAAAUGUAUUUGGAAAAACAGCCAACCAAACCACCUGAACAUUUUUUUUUGUAUUACAUAUUUUUAAGAUGUGUUAUAUUUUAAUCAAAAUCUUAGUCUUCCUUUUGAUUAGGAUGUUGAAUGACAGGCUGUACUGUACAGAAGUGGAUUCUGUGAUUCAGCUUUUAAUGUACACUAAAAGAAAUACUGUGACAACAAACUUAAGAAACUGCUGCAUGUGUCUGAUCUAAUUACUGCAAAGCUUGUAUUUCUAAUGCAUGACCUAUGCACAUUUUUAAAAAUACAUUUCCCAUCUGUACAUUUGCACAGAUCAGAACAUCAUUGCUUGAUGCAAUUAACCAAAAACCAAUUCAAUAUGACUGUCUUUAAAGAAAGUGUAUCUUUUGUUUUAUAUUUUUUUAUUUUGUCUAUGUGUGUGUUGAUAUAGAGAGGGGGGAGCGCCUAGUGGACUGUUGUGGAACAACACAUUAUUCUUCCUUGUAAGGGUAGCUGUCAAAUCAAAAAGCAGGGCCAUAAUAUUUGGAGCUAUGUCUGUUUUAUUUCAUUUUAAAGGGUGUACAGAAAUUAUAAAAUUUGCAGUUUUGUUGUGUUGUUUUAUGCCCCCCAUAAGAAUGAACAGAUUUUAAAGCGGUCACACACAAAAAAAGCUUAGUACAGACAUA